AAUCGUCAUAGAAAUUUAGAAAAAUACGCACGAGCGGAGGCAUGAUGUCGACGAUUCUGUCGUCUCUUUUUUUUAUCAUGAGCGCAAUAACGUACAUAUCUAGUAGCCGCUCUGUAUUUAAUAUUCGCCCUGAACGCCCUGAUCAUCCCUACCAGCAUUAUCGUAGUUCAACAGAGUUCGUUAGAAGAUUCGUCACUCAAUCAGUUUUCAGUGCAUUGAAGAUUAUUGAUAACAUGGAAGCUCCAUCUGAUGGUAAUACACGGGAAAUGGGCUACUUUGGAAAUGAGUGGCCCACGUGUGGGAGUUUUAACCCGCGAAACGGUGAAAAGAGUGUAAUUGCAGAAAUGAAGUCAUGGAAUUCAUUACCGGCAUUGAAAGACUGGAUGUUUUAUGUGUCUUUUAUGCGUCUUACACGUAAAUAUAGUACAGAAUUUUAUACGUACCAAGUUCUUUGGAGCGUGCCUACACCAGCGUAUCCUGAACCUCAAGUCACAGUUUCCGUGUUCUUUUAUGUUGCAACAAGCAAAAUUUAUCCAUCUCAUUUUCCUGUCGAUGUCACGUACUGUUUCGAGGGACAUCAAUUUUUACACGAUCUGAACAUUAUCUUCAGACCCAAAUGGCUCUACGAUAUUUUGGAUAUGAAAACGAUGAUGUUUAAGACAUUUACCUUCUGAUACGUUAUCAUUCAUUCGCAAACUAGACGCGCUGUGCCGAUGCCAAUUGGAUUUACGUUUAAACAUGCAAAUCGUUGUAAACAGUAACGAGACUCUUAGGAAGCAUAUGCGUCGCUAAAAUGUCGUAAAAGUAAGGGUGUCGGAUUCGGCUCACGCCUGGUGUACUGGCUGAACACCAUACGUGCGUUUACUUCAAUUGGUCAAGCAAUAGGAGCAGGUGAUAGCGGCUCUUAGCAGCAUUGAAGGAAAACAUACCUAGUGCACCGGUUGUUUUCAGCAACCCUUGCAUAUUGCUCGUUACUUUAUUAACCCUUUGCGCAACACCUUGAUGACUGCGGUCACGUAUUCGUCACAUUGCUAAACUUAAAAUUCAAUUCCAGUUGUAAAUUCUGUGCUACACGUGUAUCGCAACAAUAAGGCAAAGGGUUAACAUUUUUUUCCAAAAUCUAAUAGGUAAUUUUAACUGUUCUCUCCUGCGGAGUAUAUACCACACACUUGUCGCUCCUAAGGAAUCUAUUUAAAUUUCCAUCGAGUACAUCGAGGAGGUGUAAACGGUGCGUUGGUCUUUCGGACGGUUACAUUUUGUUUUUCUUCUUUUUUUUUUUUUCAACGUCAUUCGGUUUCGGUGAUACCGACGACAAAUAAAAGACAAUUUCAAAACCUAACAAAGACUUCGCCGAGCUCUCGUGCACAUGGUGGUCGAAUGACACUGGGAGGUCUGUGUUUCUCGGCAGGAGCCUGGGAUAUCGACAACCACGUGUCGAGCAUAUCUGACUAGAUCCACGCAUCGUUUACGCUUUUGCUUUCACUAAACUGAACCGUAUACUUUGUUAAUACUUAUGUUAUAUUUGAUAAAUCAAUAUAUAUAUAUAUCUUUGAUUGAUUUUAAA
This is a messenger RNA of Osmia lignaria (orchard mason bee), 1564 nucleotides long. Lineage: Eukaryota; Metazoa; Arthropoda; Insecta; Hymenoptera; Megachilidae. The record is from RefSeq and is a predicted model, not a curated record.